GAUCAACUCAGGAUAUCUUCAUUGUUCUCAUUGUCUAAGCCCGCAAAUUACCAAUAUUCCCACCUUCCACAAUUAAGCUUCUAAAUCUCUCGCAUUGCAUUCAUGGGCCAAAUCAUCGCGCGCGCCACUCUAGGAAUCAUGGCCACUCAAAGACCCUCUUCAUCUACUAAUUCCGAGAAUACUAAGAAAAGAAAAAGAGACGAUUCAUCUUGUUCGGAAGAAGAUGAAAGAAUCAUAAGCUCUUCCUUACCUUCUUCCUCGACGGCUCGAUGGAAACAUGAUGUUUUCCUUAGUUUCUGUGGCGAAGACACUCGCAGAAGUUUUACGGAUCAUCUAUAUUCCUAUUUAAAAGGGAAAGGUAUUCUCGUCUUUAGGGAUGACGAAUCACUCGAGCGAGGAACAUACAUUUCUCAAGAGCUUAUGCAAGCAAUUCAAGAAUCCCGAUACGCCAUUGUCAUUUUUUCAGAAAAUUAUGCUUUUUCAAAAUGGUGCCUCAGGGAACUUGCCGAGAUCGUUGAAUGGGAGGAAAAGAAGAAUCUCACAAUUAUUCCUAUUUUCUACCAUGUGGAUCCUUCCGAAGUAAGAAUACAAAACGGGACUUUUGCAAAAGCUUUCUUCGCACAUGAAGAAGAUCCCAUGGUAGACAUCAAAGAGAUUAAUACGUGGAGAAAAGCUUGCAAAACAGUCGGGGGUCUUAAGGGAGAACACAUAAAGGGGGACAGGUACGAGUCAACAAUUAUACAACAAAUCAGUGAAAUGAUAUUCUGCAAUUAUACAAUGCCAAAUAGUCUAAUUCAUGAUAACCAGAAAAUUGUUGGAAUAAACUCCGGUGUAAAGGAAAUGAUCAGCUUAUUGCAUAUGGAAUCGAAUGAUGUUCGCUUCAUUGGAAUACAUGGGAAGACACAUGGUUGUGAAAGGAAUGAUGUUCCGUUGUGAAAGGAAAAUUCCACGUUUCGAUCUAGCAACCUCAAUUCCUAAAAAAUAUCUGAGUUGUCUCCGAGAUCCUUCAUUUCGAAUUUAGUAGCCAAAUACUCUUGUAAUGCUUUCAUUUCGCAUGGGUCAUCUCCUGUUACAACCAUAUCAUCAACAUACACAAUUAAAGCUGUUACCUUCCCUUCUUUGUGUUUUAUAAACAAAGUAUGGUCUGAAUUGCUUUGCUUAUAACCGAAUGCCUUCAUUGUAGAAGAGAACCUCCCAAACCAAGCUCUUGGUGAUUGUUUCAGUCCGUACAAUGACUUCUUCAAUCUACAAACUUCAUUUCUACAUGAGGAACUAUAUUUAACUCCAGGUGGCAAAUCCAUGUAGACCUCUUCCUCUAAAUCUCCAUUGAGAAACGCAUUUUUUACAUCAAAUUGCUGUAGAGGCCAAUCCCAAUUAGCUGCUAUGGAUAUGAGAAUGCGAAUUGUGUUGAUCUUAGCUACUGGUGUAAAAGUCUCUUGAUAAUCCAAACCAAACCUUUGUGUA
Messenger RNA from Carya illinoinensis, 1464 nucleotides. RefSeq names its product TMV resistance protein N-like. Gene Ontology annotation, biological process: signal transduction. Bases 103 to 936 code for a protein of 277 amino acids. The record is from RefSeq and is a predicted model, not a curated record. Lineage: Eukaryota; Viridiplantae; Streptophyta; Magnoliopsida; Fagales; Juglandaceae. The transcript is spliced from 2 exons.